AUGGCUUUCAACACAGCAGCGCCUCCAGAGAGCAUGGAGUAUCGUCAAUAUGACUCAACAGCAAACAACAACGCCACAGUGGACGAGAACGAAAAGCCAGUCUUCUUCUUCGAUAUCGACAACUGUCUCUACUCAAAGAGCCUUGAGAUUCAUAGGAUGAUGGGUGAGCUCAUUGACCAAUUCUUCCAAAACCACUUGAGCUUGUCGCAAGAAGAUGCCAACGAACUCCACUACCGGUAUUACCGCGAAUAUGGUCUUGCCAUCGAAGGACUUGUUCGUCACCACAAGGUCAAUGCGCUAGAGUACAACAGCAAGGUUGACGAUGCGUUGCCUCUGGAGGAUGUCAUCAAGCCCAAUCCAGAACUGCGCAAGUUAAUCGAGGACAUCGACACGAGCAAGGUCCGGUUAUGGCUCUUCACCAAUGCCUAUAUCAAUCACGGCAAGCGUGUCGUCAAGCUUCUGCAGGUUGACGAUCUUUUCGAGGGCAUAACUUUCUGCGACUACGGCUCGGACAAGUUCUACUGCAAACCGCACGUGGAGAUGUUUGAAAAGGCGAUGGCGGAGGCUGAUAUCAAGUCGAACGAGAAGUGCUACUUCGUGGACGAUUCUUAUAUUAAUUGCAAAGCAGCCGAGGGACGUGGGUGGAAGACGGCGCAUCUGCUUGACGAGAACGACCCUGCGCCCGCUCAGCCAGCAAGCAAGUUACCAAUGAAGACAACAAAGCAAUAUCAAACCAUGACUUCAACAACUACCACGAACACAACCCCACCCGCCCCGCAGUCCUCCGCGUUACCCCCAACACACCCCUUCAACACCUCAGCCAACGCAACAACACUCGCCGACCACACCAACCAACUCCCCGUCCUAUCCGGAAAAGUAACACCUCGACGAAAACCACUCCUACGCCUUGAACUCCGUGACUUAUCCUCCGAUGGCGCACGCGCCUUCCUCCGCCUCAUCCACGCGUCCAACGCGCUCGAAUACGCCGUCGACGCCGUCCUCAGCUGUCUCUACAGUGACCUGCCCAUAUCAUGUAUACCUGGCACGCGCUCCAUCACCCUGAUCUUGCGGGAGAUGGACGGCGUUGCAUACACUACGGGACGGGAUCUCGAUGACGACCACAAGGAGAUACAUCUAAACACAAGCUACAUAUCACAUGUACCUGAGUUGCGGCAGAAAGAGGAGAUCAUGGGUGUUGUAGUCCAUGAAAUGGUACAUUGCUGGCAACACAAUGGACAAGGCGCUGCACCUGUGGGCCUCACGGAGGGCGUGGCGGAUUGGGUAAGGCUGAAGGCUGGGUAUGCGCCGCCGCAUUGGAAGAGGCAUGGAGAUUGUGAUUGGGACGCUGGGUAUGAGAGGACAGGAUAUUUCCUCGAGUGGUUAGAGAAGGAGCAUGGGAAGGACGUUGUGAGGAGGAUCAAUGAGAGAUUGAGAGAGAAGUACAAUGGCGAGAAGUUGUGGAAGGGGUGCUGUGGGGAGAGUGUUGAAGAGUUGUGGAAGGCGUAUAAGAAGAGUUUGGAAAUCUGCGGGUAA
Molecule: messenger RNA, 1533 nt
Organism: Alternaria burnsii
Lineage: Eukaryota; Fungi; Ascomycota; Dothideomycetes; Pleosporales; Pleosporaceae
Product: pyrimidine 5-nucleotidase
Exons: 3
Coding region: 1-1533 (510 amino acids)
Biological process (GO): nucleotide catabolic process; pyrimidine nucleobase metabolic process
Molecular function (GO): nucleotidase activity
Source: RefSeq, a predicted model, not a curated record